AUGAAAGUCAUUACAGCCAACUUCGUCACCUGCGCCGUCAAGGAAUGCAAAACCUCCGCCGCCUCCUUCCCCCUGCACUUCCACGACGCCGAGCUCGAACAACAGGAGCUAGACUUCCAGCCUGAAUUCAUCCGCAACGUUCUCCCCCGCAUUGACUGGGAGAGUCUACGAGUUACUGCCAACGAGCUCGGAUUCCCUACUCUGCCCGAGACGAAACCGGAAGGCGAUGCGCUGAACGAGGAACAGACGUUGAAGGAUCUACACCGGCUAUUGCUGGAGACGCAGGUUAUCGAGGGGAAAUUGGUUUGUGGGAAUUGCGGACAUCAGUAUGUUAUUAAGGAGGGGAUUGCUAAUUUCUUGCUGCCGAGUCAUUUGGUCUGA
Penicillium cataractarum is the source of this 381-nucleotide messenger RNA. RefSeq names its product RNA methylation protein TRM112. Lineage: Eukaryota; Fungi; Ascomycota; Eurotiomycetes; Eurotiales; Aspergillaceae. The coding region runs from base 1 to 381 and encodes 126 amino acids. The record is from RefSeq and is a predicted model, not a curated record. Gene Ontology annotation, biological process: tRNA methylation; peptidyl-glutamine methylation; rRNA (guanine-N7)-methylation. Gene Ontology annotation, molecular function: protein heterodimerization activity. The transcript has 3 exons.